ACCCCUCCCUCCUUUCCUCCUUCCAUGCCUAGCCGCCUCCCCUCCCCGCGUGUCAUGGGGAGGCGGUGCCCGGGCGCAUCAGCUGGCAACGAGCGACCGCCUCCCGGGCCUGAGCUAGAAACCCAGGAUGGCAACGGAGCAGGCAGCACCAGAAGCCGGCAAAGGGGAAUCGUCGCCGGCGGGGCCUGGAGCGCUGUGCUGAGCCGGCAGCAGUAGUGUUCCUCUUUCUGCAGGCAAAAGACCUUCCAAGUCCCCUCAGCCAGCAAUGGGUACAGUCCUGACAAGGACGACAACAACACAGCAACAGCAACAGCAGAGUCCUGGAAGCUUGUGACUCUCCCUUCCCAAGUGAACAAUGGUUCUCCUACGGCAGUUUGGGCUUCUUCUCUGGAAGAACUACAUCUUGCAGAAGCGACAGAUCUUGGUGACGGUCAUAGAGAUCUGCCUGCCGCUGUUGUUUGCUGCGAUCCUCAUUGCCCUUCGCCACCGAGUGCACUCAAUCAACCAUCCCAAUGCCACCAUCUAUCCAAGCAAGCAGGUGGAUCAGCUGCCCCCUUUCUCCUCUCACUGGUAUCCGAGUAGACCCUUGGAGCUGGCCUACGUCCCCUCUACCAACACAGCUGUGAAGAGCAUUGUUGAGGCUGUGGAGAAGGCUCUGGCAAUCGGCACUAAAGCUCGAGGCUUCCCAUCCGAGAAAGACUUCGAAGACUAUAUCAGGUUGGACAACCGCUCUGGCAACGUUUUGGCCGGUAUCGUUUUUGAACACUGCUUGGCUCACAGUCGAGAGCCCUUGCCAUUGCAGGUUAGUUACCGACUGCGUUUCAAAUACAGCCCAAGGAAUGCCCCUCGGAGCGAACAGAUGGGCCUUAACCCUAACCUGGACCGAGACUGGCACACGAGCUACCUCUUCCCACUAUUCCAGUUACCGGGACCCAGAGAAGUCAAGUUCGAUGACGGAGGGACACCUGGAUACUACCGAGAAGGCUUCCUGGCAGUGCAGCACGCUGUGGACAAAGCAAUCAUAGGGUACCACUCCAACGCAUCUGCUGUCGAUCUGCUUGAGAGGGUCACCGUGGUCGUCCGCCGCUUCCCGUACCCGCCCUACGUCAAUGACCUCUUCAUCCUGGCCAUCCAGAACCAGCUUCCCCUGCUGCUCAUGCUGAGCUUUACCUAUACCUCACUCAACAUUGUCCGUGCGGUGGUGCACGAGAAGGAGAAGAAGCUGAAGGAGUACAUGCGCAUGAUGGGCCUCAGUAACUGGCUGCACUGGAGCGCCUGGUUCCUCAUGUUCUUCCUCUUCGUCUUGGUGUCCAACUUUUUUGUCACUGUGCUCUUCUGCGUCAAGGUGAGCGAACAGGGAGCAGUGCUCACAAACAGCGACCCAACUCUGGUGUUCACUUUCCUAACAGCCUUCUCCAUCUCUUCCAUCACCUUCAGCUUCAUGGUCAGCACUUUCUUCUCCAGAGCAAAUGUGGCCGCUGCUGCUGGGGGCUUCCUCUAUUUUUUCUCCUACAUUCCAUACUUCUUUAUCUCCCCCCGCUACGACACGAUGACUCACAACCAGAAGCUUUCAUCCUGCCUCAUCUCCAAUGUCGCCAUGGCUAUGGGAGGCCAGCUGAUUGGCAUGUUCGAAGGGAAAGGCGCUGGGGUGCAGUGGAGGGAUCUGCUGAAGCCAGUCAGUGUGGAUGAUAACUUCACAAUAGCUCAUGUGUUGGGGAUGUUGCUCCUGGAUUCUGUGCUCUAUGGCUUAGUGGCCUGGUACGUGGAGGCCGUCUUCCCAGGAGAGUACGGCAUCCCACGGCCCUGGUAUUUCUUCAUAAUGCCUUCCUAUUGGUGUGGGAAUCCCCAGAUCGUUUUGGGGAAAGAGAUGAAGGAGGAGGAGGACCCAGAGAAGGCCCUGAAAAGCCAGUACAUGGAAGAGGAGCCAUCUGACCUGGUGUCGGGGAUCAAAAUAAAGCACCUCUCCAAGGUGUUCAAAGUGGGGAACAAGGCCAGGGAAGCAGUGCGGGAUCUGACCCUUAACAUGUACGAGGGGCAAAUCACGGUCCUUCUGGGUCACAAUGGGGCUGGGAAAACGACGACUUUGUCCAUGCUCACAGGACUGUAUCCGCCAACAAGUGGCCAGGCGUACAUCAAUGGCUAUGAGAUUUCCCAGGGCAUGAAUCUGAUCCGAAAAAGUCUCGGCCUUUGCCCUCAGCACGACGUCCUCUUUGACCACAUGACGGUGGAAGAGCACCUCUACUUCUACUCUGGGUUGAAAGGUUUUCCUGCAGAGAAAUGCCCAGAGGAGAUCAACCGUAUCCUGCACAUCCUCAACCUUCAGGAGAAACGCUUCUCUCUGUCAAAGGCAUUGUCUGGGGGGAUGAAACGGAAGCUCUCCAUUGGCAUUGCACUCAUUGGAGACUCCAAGGUGGUCAUGCUGGAUGAGCCAACGUCCGGCAUGGACCCGGUUUCUCGGCGAGCCACCUGGGAGCUCUUGCAGCAGCAACGGAGCAGCCGCACCAUCCUCCUCACCACGCACUUCAUGGAUGAAGCAGAUCUGUUGGGCGACCGCAUAGCAAUUAUGGCUAAAGGGGAGCUCCAAUGCUGUGGGUCUUCGCUCUUUCUCAAGCAUAAAUAUGGUGCAGGAUACCACAUGGUGAUGGUGAAGGAGCCCUGCUGUAACCUUGGAGAAAUCUCCCGUCUCAUCUACCAUUAUGUGCCCAAGGCCACCUUGGAAAGCAAUGCUGGGGCGGAGCUCUCCUUCAUCCUGCCCAAAGAGAGCACGCACAGGUUUGAGGCUCUGUUCACAGAGUUGGAGUUCCGGCGAGAAGAGCUGGGCAUUGCCAGUUACGGAGCCUCGGUCACCACUAUGGAGGAAGUUUUUCUCAGAGUUGGCAAGCUGGUUGAUUCCAGCAUGGACAUUCAAGCUAUCCAGCUGCCGGCUUUGCAGUACCAGCACGAGCGGCGAUCCAAUGACUGGGCCAUGGAUGACUCCAGCAGCCUGAGCGGAAUGACUGACAUGACGGACGACAGCGGGGCUCUGAUCACAGAAGAUUGCUCCAACAUUAAGCUGAACACAGGGUUCUACCUCUGCUGCCAGCAGUUCUACGCCAUGUUCAUGAAGAGGGCUGUGUACAGCUGGCGCAACUGGAAGAUGAUGAUAGCGCAGUUCCUGGUGCCUCUCAUUUUCACUGCCCUUGCCCUGAUUGUGGCCAAGACCUUUCCAGGGUCACAAGACUCUUCCCUGCUGAAGCUGACCUUGAAUCCGUACGGCCAGACAACGGUGCCCUUUUCAGUCUCCCAAGAAUCCAGCUUGGCCCAGAGACUAGCAGCGCAGUAUAAAGAUAUUGUGGAUGCUGAGCACCAAGAACCACUGGAGGUGGUAGGCGACUUGCAGGAAUACCUGAUUUCUCGAGCAGUCGAAGAGGCGGGAGCCUUUAAUGAGCACUACCUUGCAGCAGCUUCCUUCGAAGAAACUGAGGGCCAAAUGCAGGUCACGGCUCUCUUCAACAACCAGGCGUAUCACUCCUCCGCCACGGCACUGCUCCUGGUGGACAAUGCCUUGCUGAAGUUACUGGUUGGCCUGAAUGCUUCCAUCACAGUUGCAAACUAUCCACAGCCGCGCAAUGUCACAGAGACAGCAAAGGACCAGCUCCGGGAAGGCCAGACAGGUUUUGUCAUUGCAGUCAACUUGCUUCAUGGGAUGGCGUCCCUGUCCAGCACCUUUGCGCUCCUGCUAGUCAGCGAGAGAGCAAUCAAAGCGAAGCACGUGCAGUUCGUCAGCGGCGUCUAUGUCAUCACUUUCUGGCUCUCGGCCCUCCUGUGGGACCUCAUCAACUUCCUCAUUCCCUGCGUGCUCAUGCUGGUGAUAUUCCAGGCCUUUGAUGUGAAAGCCUUCACCCAGGACAACCAUCUUGUCGAUGUGAUGCAAAUCUUUCUCCUUUACGGCUGGGCCAUAAUCCCUUUCAUGUACCUGCUUAGCUUCUUGUUUUCUGUGGCCGCCACGGCCUACACUCGCCUCACCAUCUUCAGCAUCUUCUCAGGCACAGCCACCUUCCUGGCGGUCACUAUCAUGAGCAUUCCAGAGCUUGGGAUGGUGGAUCUUUCAAGAAUGCUGGAUAAAGUCUUUCUGAUCCUACCUAACUACUGUUUGGGAACAAGUAUCAGCGACUUUUACCAGAACUACGAGUUCAUUCAAUUCUGCUCUUCCUCUUUGGAGUCUGUCAUUGUCUGCAAAUUGUUUAAUAUUACUUUCCAAAGAAACUACUUUGCGUGGGAGAGCCCUGGGAUUGGCAAAUACUUGACUGCCAUGGCUGCACAGGGGCUCGUCUUCCUCAUCAUCCUCUUCCUCAUUGAGACCAACCUGCUUUGGAGACUGAGGAACCUUAUCUGCGGCAUGCACCGGCGGCGGAAGUGGGUGAUGCUUCUGAACAGAGUCCCUGUGCUUCCAGAAGACCGGGAUGUUGCAGAUGAGAGGAAGAAGGUUUUGGAGUCACCAACAGCAUCACUUUCAUCGCUGAACAGUCCCUUAGUCAUCAAGGAGCUUACCAAGGUGUACAGCAGCAGGGACUUAUGUCUGGCUGUGGACAGAAUAUCCCUGGCGGUCAGUAAGGGCGAGUGCUUCGGCCUGCUUGGCUUCAAUGGGGCAGGCAAAACCACCACCUUCAAGAUGCUGACAGGGGAUGAGAGCAUCACGUCGGGAGACGCCUAUGUGGACGGGCACAGCAUUCUAGCCGAUAUCAAAAAGGUCCAGCAGCGGAUUGGUUACUGCCCUCAAUUUGAUGCCCUUUUGGAUCACAUGACUGGGAGGGAGACCUUGAGCAUGUAUGCCCGGCUGCGGGGGAUCCCCGAGCGCUACAUUGGCAGCUGCGUGGAGAACAUGCUCCGAGGGCUGCUCUUAGAGCCACAUGCGAACAAGCUUAUCAGGACAUACAGUGGUGGCAACAAACGAAAACUGAGUGCAGGGAUAGCGCUGAUUGGUGGACCCCCGGUCAUCUUCCUGGACGAGCCCUCCACUGGCAUGGAUCCUGUCGCCAGGCGCCUGCUGUGGGAUGCAGUCGCUAGGACACGGGAGUGCGGGAAGUCCAUUAUCAUCACUUCUCACAGCAUGGAAGAAUGUGAGGCCUUGUGCACCAGGCUGGCCAUCAUGGUAAAUGGGCAGUUCAAAUGCCUGGGCAGCCCACAGCACUUGAAGAGCAAAUUUGGCAGCGGGUACACCCUGUUAGCAAAAACCCACAGUGACGAGGAGGACAACUUGCAAGCCUUCAAGACAUUUGUGGAGAAAACAUUCCCAGGUAGUGUCCUGAAGCACGAACAUCAGGGCAUGGUCCAUUAUCACCUUACCAACAAGAACCUCAGCUGGGCACAGGUGUUCGGGACACUAGAGAAAGCCAAAGAGAAGUACUGUGUAGAGGAUUAUUCCAUCAGCCAAAUCUCCUUGGAGCAAGUCUUCAUGAGCUUCACCCGUUUCCAGCACUACACAGAGGAUCAAGGGAAAUGAGGCGGAGCCUUUCUGCCGGCUCCACAGACUGACCCCGGUGCCUGUACAUAGAGACAGUAAUUUAUAUUACCAACCAUGUCUUCAACAAUGCAUAAAAAGGAUGGACAUCCUCAUCAGCUGGAGGGGUUGUGGGGGGACAUGUGGGGAGGCUCCCACUCGCCGUGGUGCUAGGAUCAAGAUGAAAAGCGUGCAUGGGUGAGCGUCUGCGCGUGUGUGUUGGUGUGUACGCUCGCAUGUGGCGAGGAGGCAUGGGAAAGACAAUGAAGGACUGCCUUUCAAGGCCGCCAGCCUGUAGGUCUUCGCUAGCUCUUACUCCACCUUUAAGCCAACCAGAGAGGGGACAGCGUUGCACCAUUGCCGUGCAGGGAGUGAGCCCCUGGUCCUGUGAUGGCUGGCGGUACUUGUACACGAGGAUCACUGGUGGGAUGGGGUGUCUUGCGUCCUCCAGAGCUUCCACUGGAUCAUGUCUCCGUGUUGUUGGCCCUGGGUGCCUCAGUCAUGGGGCAUUGGCAAGGCACACAUCUGUGCUUUGGCUGCGCCCCGUGUCUGCAUGAGCAAACUAAAUAACCUGUAGCAUUUCCGUCCAACCCGGCCCUGUCUUUUCACCGCUCAGUUUCCUCAGGUGGCAAAAAGGCAGGUAGAGAGAAAAGGCAGCAGGCAACUAACCAUAUUCCCCCCACCCUUGGAUCAGAUCCAGGGUCAUUUGUUGAUUUUACAUCUGGGGCUGAAUGCUGAAAACUGUGAGGCUGAAUUUGGUGGUGUAGCCCUCCUAUUCGGAACCCCACAAUGACCAUCCUUUCAGGGAGGUUCUCUGCAUCCAUACGUGCAGAUUCCUUUCCCCAAUAAUGUUGUCAGUGUUCACUGACUGAAACCGCAAAAAUGGUACAUACACACACACACACACACACACACAUAUAAAUCAAAUAAAUUCCGAAGGGGGGGUUGCUGUAGUUUAGAGCAAUGGAUCAUCUCCAGAUGUGGUUGGACUACAACUCUAUUAACGUGAACCAAAAAGGAAAGGAACCCAACCCAACCUAAACAAGCCUGGAAGAAUUCAGUUGGGCUAGAUGAUCUAUCUAUUCAAACAUUAAAUGUACUUUGUUA
Molecule: messenger RNA, 6586 nt
Organism: Rhineura floridana
Lineage: Eukaryota; Metazoa; Chordata; Lepidosauria; Squamata; Rhineuridae
Gene: ABCA3
Product: ATP binding cassette subfamily A member 3
Exons: 32
Coding region: 356-5482 (1708 amino acids)
Biological process (GO): transmembrane transport; lipid transport
Cellular component (GO): membrane; intracellular membrane-bounded organelle
Molecular function (GO): lipid carrier activity; ATP binding; ABC-type transporter activity
Source: RefSeq, a predicted model, not a curated record